Anopheles nili is the source of this 1934-nucleotide messenger RNA. Its product is annotated as serine-rich adhesin for platelets-like. The coding region runs from base 1 to 1449 and encodes 482 amino acids. The transcript is spliced from 4 exons. NCBI's taxonomy places the organism in Eukaryota, Metazoa, Arthropoda, Insecta, Diptera, Culicidae. The record is from RefSeq and is a predicted model, not a curated record.
AUGGGUCAAACGAGCAACACUGAUGGAGGAGGCCCAUCAGUCAGCUAUACGGCGGAAGCGACAGAAGGAAUUGUACCCUCAAGUGACAUCGGUAACGACGGUUCCGUCGUCAUCUCCGUUGCCUCUGGCGGUGCCGGAAGUGCCGGUGUUAGUAAUACUACCAUUAGUAACAUUGGCACCGAAAGUAACACUGUUGAUGGCAAAAGCGCAGUACCACCGCUUUGCAGCGCCGGAUGCAGCAGUAGUGGCAGUAGUUGCAGUAGCAGUAGCAGCAGCAGCAGUAGCAGCAGCAAUAGCAGUAAUGGCGGUGGAGGCAUUAGCAACAGUAAUGGUGCUGCUGCGGCGAUAGCUUUGGCCCUGAACCAGCAGUCUGCCAAUGUUCCGGUGGGGUCGUCUGCGGCGGCGGCUGCCGCUGCGGUAGUGGCCCUUGUGGGUAGACCAUUGAUGGAAGAGUACAUUAAGAGCGAUGCGGCCGGGGUAGGGUUUCCAUUGCCGGUUUCUCAACCAUCGUCCCCAAUGGGCAGUUGUCUGAAAGGAGAAGGAUCUUCCCAACAACAACAUCUCGUGUCAUCGUUGCAGCUGCAAUCUCAAAGUCAAGCGCUAUCGCUACACCAGCACCAUCAGCAAACGGCCGCACUGCCUCUGCUUUCUCCAAAAUCGCCGCCGUGCGACGAUCAACCGUGCGACCUACGGAUGCUGACCCCGACCACCUACUUGCGGGAGUUUGCUGGUGCGGUGAAACCUGAGUCGAUUGCCGCUGCCGCUGCAGUUGCGGUUCAGCUUGCUGCUUCAGCUAACACCGGCAGUGCGAGCACAACGGCUGCCCUGCCCAUACCGAUGUUCAAGGGUAUGAGCAUGACGACGCCACCACCCCAACCGGGUGCAAUGCCUUCGCCGAUCGUCGGCGAUGGAUUGUCGAUGGAACUUUACGGAUCACAAAUGGAUAUUGUGAAGGAAGAGGAGAAAAUUACCGACUCGAUCAUAGCGGAUUCCGCAGUGCACGUAUCUGACCAGGAUGGAGAAAACGAAUAUCCUGUCGACGAGGAUGAAAUGGUCGCUAAAAUACAUUCAACUUUGCAUCAAUUUGAAGCGAACGAUGGGAAUGUUACAACGGCCGCCUCGUUGUUUGAAGAGUCGUUAGGUUUGUCGUUCGGCUCGUCCAUCAGUGUCGUCGGUGGAAGUGCAAAUCAAACUCAUCAGCAAGGUUCCCUGAACGAUGACAUUGCGUUGAUGGUUGGACGUCCGGAUGGAGAUGGUUACUUCCAUUGUCCGGCGGAUUCAUGUGAUCGGAAGUACAAAAUAAAGUAUUCGUUGCUCCGGCAUUUGCGCAACGAAUGCAACGCUGAUCGACGCUACUCUUGUCCGAAGUGCGAUAAGAGGUUUUCCUACUCGUUUAUCCUAAAUCGUCAUCUGCUGAAGGUGCACAAAGAGAGUCCCGGUUACUAUUGAGAGGCUUGCGGCGUGUUACAGGAACGGGGGGAACUGUUAACGAAUGUUGACUAGUGACAACUAUCAAUAAGAGUGAAAAAAUAUAGAUGAAAUAGAACGAUCAGUUGCCACAUUCCUGUAGCAAAAAAAAGAAAAAGAAUCUACUAAAAAUUCGUCCCGACCAAGUAUUUGUUUUUGACAUUGUACUCGUGAUAUUUGUUUAAUAUUUUCGAAAAAAAAAUCUUACUUGCGGACUUUCUCAUUGUUUUUUUUUCUUUCUCUGCUAUGCAUUUUUAUCAAACUUUUGUGAGACUGCAUGUUUUAGAAUAGAAAGCAAGAGAGAAAAUCAUAGGCAUUGGGCAUAUACAGCGCAAAUAAUAUGGGCAGGGUCUUGUGUAGAUCGAUCGUGCAUCGGUGAUGAUGAGAUAGAUAGCAUAUACCUAUAAGAAAUGACUAAAGGAAAAACUUCAUCAUGGCACCAUAUUAGCGUUUUUCGCUUAAGGUUU